GCAAAAUAAAACGGUGUUGUGAAAUCAAAGCAAAAAAAAAAAAAAAACACAUUACAAAGGGGAAGGGAAGGGUCGUGCGUGCGUGAGAGAGAACAAGAGCGCACUUCAAUCGACCGACGCAUUCAUAUUUCAUCAAUCUUCUUUCUUCCUCAUCUCUCUCUCUCUCUCUCUCUCUCAGCUCGAGGAGAGUUCUGAGAUCCUGUUAAAUUUAUGUAAUUUAGAUCUCACAUAGACGAGCAGGGGUUGAGGUUAGACAGAGAGUAAUCGUCUGGAUCUUAAGCGGGAAGAGGUUUUGCUUUUGGAAUGCGUUGUUGGUCUCAUCUUAUUGUUUGAUUGAGGUUUUAGCUCAGUCUAGAGAAUUCGUUAGUUUGGGAAAGGCCUAUACAGAACGGGAUGGCUGAGUGCAGCGUAUGUCGUUCAAGGUUGGCUUCUCCCAGUAGCAGAGCUAUAUCAAGGGCUUAUGAUAAACACAAGAUUAGAGUCUCUUCUAAACAAAAAGCCCUCAAUGUCCUUUUGGUAGUCGGUGACUGCAUGCUAGUUGGUCUACAGCCUGUGUUAGUGUAUAUGUGUAAAGUGGAUGGAAAGUUCAACUUUAGUCCUAUUAGCGUCAACUUCUUGACAGAAAUCGCAAAAGUUAUUUUUGCCAUUGUCAUGCUAUUAUUCCAGGCCAGACACCAAAAAGUUGGAGAGAAGCCUCUACUAUCUCUUUCUACGUUUGUCCAGGCAGCUCGGAACAAUGUGCUUCUCGCUGUUCCAGCAGGGCUGUAUGCCAUUAAUAACUACCUUAAGUUCACAAUGCAGCUAUAUUUCAAUCCUGCUACUGUGAAGAUGCUCAGCAAUCUAAAGGUUCUUGUAAUUGCUGUACUACUGAAGAUGAUAAUGAAGCGGCGGUUUUCCAUUAUACAGUGGGAAGCACUUGCGCUCUUGCUGAUAGGGAUUAGUGUAAAUCAGCUGCGUUCUCUUCCUGAAGGUGCUACUACUGUGGCUGUUCCAAUUGCUACGGGUGCAUACAUCUGUACCUUUAUCUUUGUUACUAUCCCAUCUUUGGCAUCCGUCUACAACGAGUAUGCUCUAAAGAGCCAGUACGACACAAGCAUUUAUCUUCAGAACAUAUUUCUCUAUGGUUAUGGUGCGAUAUUCAACUUUCUGGGAAUAUUAGGAACUGUUAUAUAUAAAGGUCCUGGCAGUUUUGACAUCCUACAAGGUCAUUCUAGAGCUACUAUGUUUCUGAUAGUGAACAACGCAGCACAAGGGAUUCUAUCCUCCUUUUUCUUCAAAUAUGCAGAUACAAUCUUGAAGAAAUAUUCAUCCACAGUUGCCACAAUAUUUACUGGGAUAGCAUCAGCAGCACUCUUUGGACAUGUGUUAACCAUGAAUUUCCUUCUGGGGAUUUCUAUAGUUUUCAUUUCAAUGCAUCAGUUCUUUUCACCCCUUUCAAAAGCUAAAGAUGAGCAACAAAGCGGAAACCUAGAAUUAGUUAAGGAAAAGGAUGGUCAUGGGGCUAAAGAGUCAUUAUUCAUCAACAUGGCAGCGGGAGCAAAUGAAGAGGCUAGUCACCGAGUUGAAUCAGACGACCGAGAGCCACUUCUUCCCAGAUAAAAACAUCUCCACGAUUUUUGUUACGAAGAAUUCUUUUGGGCAAGAUUAUUUUAGAGAUCAGGGGAUUUCGAUGGUAUACUAGUAGCCGGAUUCAGCGCAAUAAACUACUUCCGUGAGAGGUUGAGUCCUUUCGCCGUGCUGCAAUUCACCUCCAAAGAGUUAGUUAAGUUCGUUAAGAAACAUCUGUAUUCUUUCUUCAGAUCAUAGAACAAUACAAACUUUUACUACUCAUCGUUAUAUGUAUUUUUAAAAAUCUAUUGCUU
Messenger RNA from Camelina sativa (false flax), 1862 nucleotides. Its product is annotated as CMP-sialic acid transporter 2. Gene Ontology annotation, cellular component: Golgi membrane. The record is from RefSeq and is a predicted model, not a curated record. Gene Ontology annotation, molecular function: pyrimidine nucleotide-sugar transmembrane transporter activity. NCBI's taxonomy places the organism in Eukaryota, Viridiplantae, Streptophyta, Magnoliopsida, Brassicales, Brassicaceae. Gene Ontology annotation, biological process: pyrimidine nucleotide-sugar transmembrane transport.